Messenger RNA from Anoplophora glabripennis (Asian longhorned beetle), 3439 nucleotides. It is a transcript of the gene vtd, whose product is annotated as double-strand-break repair protein rad21 homolog. The transcript has 12 exons. NCBI's taxonomy places the organism in Eukaryota, Metazoa, Arthropoda, Insecta, Coleoptera, Cerambycidae. Gene Ontology annotation, molecular function: protein binding; chromatin binding. The coding region runs from base 184 to 2643 and encodes 819 amino acids. Gene Ontology annotation, biological process: synaptonemal complex assembly; replication-born double-strand break repair via sister chromatid exchange; mitotic sister chromatid cohesion. The record is from RefSeq and is a predicted model, not a curated record. Gene Ontology annotation, cellular component: synaptonemal complex; cohesin complex.
UUUGAUGGAGUGAGCUGUGUUUGGUGUUUAUGUUUAAUUUGAGAAUAAUUCCUUCGGGGAUGGAAAUAACUUUUAAAAUAGAAUCUACAUUUAAUUUAUGUAUACCCGUAAUUACUUAAAUAAUAUUAUUUUCAAGAGAUUUUCAGAUAUUGUCCAGUGCUAAGUGGUUAAGAAAACUUAAAAAUGUUUUACGCACAUUUUGUAUUGGCCAAAAAGGGGCCGCUAGCCCGAAUUUGGCUAGCUGCCCAUUGGGAUAAAAAACUUACGAAGGCCCAUGUCUUUGAAACCAAUAUUGAAAAAUCUGUCGAUGGUAUUUUACAACCUAAAGUGAAAAUGGCAUUAAGAACUUCAGGCCAUCUACUACUGGGUGUUGUAAGAAUUUAUUCAAGGAAAGCAAAGUAUUUGCUAGCAGAUUGCAAUGAGGCGUUCGUAAAGAUUAAAAUGGCAUUCAGGCCGGGAAUGGUAGAUCUACCUGAAGAACACAGAGAAGCUGCUGUGAAUGCCAUUACAUUGCCAGAAGUCUUCCAUGACUUUGAUACAACAAUGCCCGAACUCAACGAUGUAGACAUUGAAGCUCAGUUUAGUUUGAACCAAUCUCGAGCCGAAGAAAUUACGAUGAGGGAAGAUUAUGGAAAUAUUUCAUUAGUUAACAAUGACGAUGGAUUUGGAGAUAUGGGAUUCGAUACUGACGCUCCAGACUUAAUGAGACACGCUUCAGGAUUAGAACCUUCCAUGGAACAAAGCAAUCUACUAUUCAGCGAACCCGUUCUGGAACCGGUAGGAUUGGAGAAAGAAAGGGAACCUGUACCGUCAACGUCAGGAACUCAACAUCACGAGACGCCGAUGGAAAUCGACACGUCAGUCCGAGAUGUUGGUUUUGAGGCGAAUUUGGAUAACAACAUGAUAUCGGGUGGUUUAUUUGAAGGUGGCCUCUUCGACGAUGCCCCGAUGGGAGAGGUGCCACCGGUAGACGCCAGUAUACCGCAUCCCACGCCCCAAGAUAUACCACCCCCUGUCGAGAGUGAUGAUGACGAAAUGGAUAAUUUCGGAGGGCCACCGUCUGUGGGAGGAAUGAGUGAUGAAUCUCGACCCGGCUCUGUCGCUCAGCAGCUGCCGCCUGCCCCUACACCCACACCUUCGGUGCACUCCGUGCAUCCGGAGCACCCCCCAGAGCCCCAGCCCGAGGAGCCGGCUCCCGUUGCCGAUCAGACCACCCUUCUACAAAACGAAGAAGAAAGUUUCGCUCUAGCUCCUGUCGACGCAAGCGCUUUGAAAGAUGAAUUCUACCUAGGUCUAACCAAGGCCAAACGGAAAAGGAAGCUCAUAGUCGACGAGGUCAAGAACAUAUCAGGUGAGGAGAUGAAGAACCAGUUGAGCGACACCAGCGAUAUCGUUACGACGCUGGAUUUGGCACCGCCCACGAAACGACUGAUGCACUGGAAGGAGACCGGAGGGGUGGAAAAACUCUUCGCCUUGCCGGCUAGGCUCAUUCCCGCUAGGAUCCUGUUUAAGAACUACCAGCGCCAUCUAACCUUACGGGCGAUAGGAACCGAGGAUUUCGCUAUGUUGGGCGACGCAGAUUCCUUGGCUUUGGAUCAGGUGAGGGACCACGAGGAACAGCCCAGCAUGGAAGCGCCGACGCCCGCCAAGAGGGGAAGGAAAAGGAAAAUCGUGGAGGAACCGAGUCGAACACCGCUGCACCAGCCCGAACAGGAGACGCCUCAGCCCAUGCUACAACCCGAGGAGUCUCUAGCUGCCAUGAUGCCGCCUACUCCCCUGGCGCCUCCGACACCCUUACCACCUCAGAUACCCUACGGAGCGCCACCAACGCCGCUCCCCCAAACUCCCCUGGUGCCACCCAUGACUCCCUUGUUGCCGCACAUGGCGGGACAGGAGGAGAUGCACCUACCUUCCACGCCGCAGGUCCUGAUGCCGCCGCCUACGCCCCAGGGCAUGAUGUACCCCCAGACGCCGGGAUAUCCCGUUCCACCGACGCCUUUGCAACAUAUCGAGGAGAUGCCUCACUUACCGCCCGAUCAAGUACGUUCUAUCCUCCAAGAACAAGAGAGCAUAGCUCACAUACCCCCGAUGACACCCGCUCAUACCGCAGAGGACCUUUUGGGCCACGGGAUGGCAUCGGCGCCUACCCCCCACCAUCCCGGCAUCGACGCUAACCUGCCCCCCGAGCCGUUGGAUAAUCUACAGCACGACCUACCCGCCAUGGAGAAUAUGGGUUACGACCAGAUGGCGAACAUGGGUUACGACGAGCAUCUAAGGGCGCAAACACCGAACGGCGGGAUGUCCGAGAGGGUGCAUUCGCCGUGGACGGGCGACUAUGACUUCCCCCAUUCGGCCGGACCUGCGGAGGAGCAACAGGUGGACGAGACGGACGAGCAGUUCGAGGAGAGGGUUUUGAACAAACGGGCAUAUCAGAUGUUUACGGUGGUCAGGCAGAAACUUCAGCAACAGGACCAGCUGACGUUGUCGGACAUGUGCCACCGGAACACCAAAAAACAGGCGGCGCAGAAGUUUUACAGUUUGCUCGUGCUGAAGAAGUUCCAGGUCCUGGAGCUGGAACAAGAGGACGCGUACGAGGAGAUCUACGUGACGAAAGGACCCAAAUUUGACAACCCGGUAUUGUAAAUUGCUUUAUUUAUUACACUUUAUAGUUAUUUUUCACCUAUAAAUUUAUAUUUCAUACGACCUUGUACAAAAUCUUUAUAUAUAUAUAAUAUAUUUUGUAACGUUAGAAAGUUAUUGUAAAUAAACACACUUUUUACUUUGACGUAAAUCGGGAACAAAGUAUCCAAAUUCUCUUUAAGUUUUUACCAAAGUUUACACUUUUAUAUUUACAACAAAGUUGUCAAGUUGGAUUUUUUUUUAUUAUUGUACAUGUACAUUUAACAUUAAACAUUACAGGUUUUGCGUUCGAACGUCCGCUUUGCGAACUGUCGAGUAAUUUUUUUAUUGUACAGAGUGCCGCUAGGAAUUUUACAUACUUCUACCGUAAGCAGAGUUCCUUAACGGAAAUAUUAAAUCUCCCAUUAAAAAGUGUCUACUUUUACAGGGUCAUUUGUAGAUUUUGAAAAAAAAUUCUUUUCGAUACUAUAUUUGAACAGUUUGUUCAAAUUUUCUAAUUAUUUUGGUGAAACUAUACACCGUUGACUGGCAUAUGACUGACAACCUCAGACAAUCGGAUAUUUCCGAAGAUCAGUCGUAAAAAAUUUAGAGUUCAUAUAAAAAAAUUCACCCUGUAUGCGUUUUUUUUUUUAACAUAACUAGGAAUUCAAGACAAAUGGAUAGCGAAAGCUAUGUAUAUGGUAUUUUUGUCACUUUUGUUGAAUUUUUAAUAAAUAAUAAAUUUUGACACUGGAAAUUCAGCUUAACGGGGCUUCAUAGCAAAUAGGCAACCAGCAAUACAUUUUUAUAGAUUUUAUUG